AAAAAAAAAAAACAGAGUAUUUACAUAUAGGAAAAACAAGAGCGUUUUAUAUAGUAUGACUAGUUUCUUCUCUUCCGCCAAUUCUCAAAGGCAAAGAUAAUUCAUCUCGUUAUAGGAAGCGAGUUAUAUCUUUUUAGCUUUGCUGGGGAAGAAAAGCUAAGAAGAUGGGCGUGAAGCAAGCUCUAAAGAGCCUUGAUGCGUUUCCUCGUGCAGAGGAGCACUUGCUGCAGAAGACACAAUCUGGGGCUAUUGUCUCUCUUUUGGGUCUAGCCAUAAUGGCAACUUUGUUCUUGCAUGAGCUGAGGUAUUAUCUUACCACAUACACGGUGCAUCAGAUGUCUGUGGAUUUGAAGCGAGGAGAAACUCUUCCAAUUCACAUAAAUAUGACAUUUCCUUCCUUGCCUUGUGAUGUAUUAAGUGUUGAUGCUAUUGAUAUGUCGGGCAAACAUGAAGUGGAUCUUGAUACAAACAUAUGGAAACUUCGUUUGGAUAGUCAUGGCCAUAUCGUCGGCACUGAAUACUUAUCUGACCUUGUGGAGAAGGAACAUUCUGCUCACAAGCAUGAUGAUAAAGAACAUCAUGAAGAUUCUGACCAUACGCUUCAUACACUCGGUUUUGAUCAAGAUGCUGAAAAAAUGAUUAAGAAGGUGAAGGAAGCAUUGGCAAAUGGGGAAGGAUGUCGGGUUUAUGGGGUUUUAGAUGUCCAAAGGGUUGCUGGAAACUUCCAUAUUUCUGUUCAUGGAUUAAACAUAUAUGUUGCUCAAAUGAUUUUUGGAGGUUCCAAGCAUGUAAAUGUUAGUCAUGUAAUUCACGAUUUAUCAUUUGGGCCAAAAUAUCCUGGAAUUCACAACCCACUUGAUGGAACAACGCGCAUCCUGCGUGAUACUAGUGGAACAUUUAAAUACUACAUAAAGAUUAUGGCCGAGUUUGAUCGGUCAUGGCCAGCUGUUUACUUCUUAUAUGAUCUAUCACCAAUUACCGUGACAAUCAAGGAAGAACGUCACAGUUUUCUCCAUUUUAUCACUCGGCUAUGUGCUGUAUUAGGUGGUACAUUUGCAUUGACAGGAAUGUUAGAUCGCUGGAUGUAUCGACUUCUCGAGUUGGUGACUAAGCCACGACCUAGAAGUGUAAGGUGAUAAGAGUU
Molecule: messenger RNA, 1144 nt
Organism: Carica papaya (papaya)
Lineage: Eukaryota; Viridiplantae; Streptophyta; Magnoliopsida; Brassicales; Caricaceae
Source: RefSeq, a predicted model, not a curated record